Messenger RNA from Carassius gibelio (silver crucian carp), 1936 nucleotides. RefSeq names its product thiosulfate sulfurtransferase/rhodanese-like domain-containing protein 2. The coding region runs from base 163 to 1542 and encodes 459 amino acids. The record is from RefSeq and is a predicted model, not a curated record. The transcript has 10 exons. NCBI's taxonomy places the organism in Eukaryota, Metazoa, Chordata, Actinopteri, Cypriniformes, Cyprinidae.
GUUCUACCUUCUCUCCCACACGACAUAUCAGUGACUCCAAGCGGUCUUCGAUCUCAAUGGGUUCAGAUGUCCUCCUCCGUUUGUGAGGCUGGGAGCCGGCUGCAAUGAAAAACUCAAACGUGAGAGUCUUAUAGGUGAACCUUAUAGUUAUUGGAGAUUAUAAUGGCAAGUAUGCUUGUUGAUUUGGACGUUGAGAGUCUUGGUCCAGAGGUCCAUAAAGCGGACAAACCAGACUUUUCAGCAACAAGGAAACUGUACUCUCAUGUCAAGAAAAUGACAUUUGCGAAAUUUGUGGCAUCCAAGAAAGUUCCUCCAGCCUGUGAAAACAGCUCAGCAGCUCUUUGGCACUGCUGUGGACAGCCAUUCAACGAGUCAUCAACAAUCAACAAACAUAUUGCCAACAACCAUGCCAGUGAGAUUCACCAGCUGACCACUGAAACACUGGACGAGAUGCUCCACCAGACUCACAGCGAGGAAGAGUCCAGUAAUGAAGAAUCAACAGAUGUAUCAUCCUGGAUCCCUAAUACAAGCCAUAUCUCAGAGGAUGACCUCAUCAGGGGUCCAGGUGAAGUUCUGCUGUAUUACUGCUACCAUCAGUUAAAUGAUCCUCAGAUCAUUUGUCAGUGGCAGAGAGAGCUUUGUUUAAAACUUAAACUAACAGGCAAGGUACGAGUGGCUACUGAAGGUAUCAAUGGAACGGUUGGUGGCACCAAAACAGCCACUUAUCUUUACAUCAAGGCAAUGCUGUCACAUCCAGCCUUCAAAAUAAUGCAAGUACAGGAUUUCAAGAAAAGUGAAGGAGGUGCAGCGUGCUUUUCUGAUUUGAAGGUUGGUGUUUACAAAGAAAUUGUCCCUAUGGGUGUAGAUCCAGCUAUCAUUUCCUACAGAUUGGCUGGAAUACACUUGGAGCCCAAGGAAUUUCACAAAGAAGUGAAGGCGUUUGUUGAAAAUCAGACCUCGGGCAAUGAUACAAUACUUCUGGACUGCAGAAACUUCUAUGAGAGCAAAAUUGGUCAGUUCAGUCAGUGUUUGGCCCCCAACAUUCGGAAAUUCAGCUACUUCCCAGACUACGUGGAUACAAAUUUGGAUGUCUUCCGGGACAAAAAGGUUCUGAUGUACUGUACAGGAGGCAUCCGCUGUGAGCGAGGCUCGGCUUAUCUCAAAUCAAAAAAUGUAUGCAAGGAGGUGUACCAGCUGAAAGGAGGCAUUCACAAAUACUUAGAGCAGUUCCCCGAUGGCUUCUACCGUGGUAAACUCUUUGUGUUUGAUGACCGUUAUGCCAUCGCAUUCAAUGAGGACGUCAUUUCAGAGUGCAGAUAUUGUAGUUGCCCAUGGGAUCAAUAUCAGCUGUGCUCCACAGACUUCUGCUGCCAGCUGGUUCUGUCGUGCACCACCUGCAGAGAGCGUGGCCUGACGGCUUGCUGUCCUGUGUGCCAAGCCAAAGAGCAGAACCACAGCGACGUCUCCUCCGAUGGGCUUUCUCACCGAGAGGAAUGCGAAUGCACAAUGUCACGUCCCAGAAUCCCCAAAGAUACACUAUGACAAAAUCAUCUUAGAUGGCCUGCCACUUUGUGUGAUUUUAAGAAGUCUGCAAAAUGCUUUUUUAUAUAUAUAUAUAUAUAUAUAUAUAUAUAUAUAUAUAUAUAUAUAUAUAUAUUAUAUACUGUUGUACCCAUUCAGUCAUGAUUUUAAACACCGGGCACAAUGCAAACCUUCAAUAAAUGACAAAUCAUUCUCAUUCUUAAUUUUAUUUGACAUUUGAAAUCAUACAUGUAUGAAUGGGACGUGUUAAUUCUUCCAACAUUAAUCAAGUCAUUAAACUCAAACUAUACACAGACAAAGGUGAUGUACAUAUACACACAUAAAGACAAAAACACAAGAUUUAAUUGCAAUUCCUAGAACAAAAGAUCAAAUUAAUAAAAACAACACAAAAUUU